Suillus subaureus is the source of this 2487-nucleotide messenger RNA. Its product is annotated as ADC synthase. Gene Ontology annotation, biological process: L-tryptophan biosynthetic process. The transcript has 5 exons. NCBI's taxonomy places the organism in Eukaryota, Fungi, Basidiomycota, Agaricomycetes, Boletales, Suillaceae. The record is from RefSeq and is a predicted model, not a curated record. Bases 155 to 2392 code for a protein of 745 amino acids.
ACUUAUUCACGCUGCCAUCGGUAUCUAGUACUAGCCAGUACUUAUUUACUCAUGUGCACCUGUUCGAUUUUCUCUUCUUAUCAUUCAUUAUCUUAAGUAGUCUGGCUUGACCUCUUGCCAUUUUCUUAUUUUCCUUUCUAUUCAUCUGUUUUCAAUGAGUCCUGAUCCCCCAAGGAUUCUGCUGGUCGACUCAUAUGACUCUUUCACAUACAACUUAGCAGCGUUGUGUCGGCAGGCUAUCCAAAACUGCUACGUGCAUAUCAUCAAGAAUGAUGAUAUAGAACUUGACGAUCUAUUAUUAUAUCUGCCCUACUUCUCUGGGGUCGUCGUCGGUCCCGGCCCAGGAUCUCCAGAUAUUCCAGAGGACAUUGGUCUCGUCAAAAACCUAUGGAAGAUCGACGACGCACACCUUCUGCCGGUUUUCGGCGUUUGCCUGGGCCUCCAGAGUUUAGCUCUUGAAUACGGGGCUAAUCUACGCAGGCUCUCUGUUGUCAAGCACGGCCACGUAUCUGCUGUCAAGCACAUUGGCACAGAUAUAUUCAAAGGCGUCGGUCCUGUGGAUGCCGUUCGUUACCACUCCCUCCACGUUGAGUUGAGUGGUGCGAAGAACAUCGAAGAACUCGCGUCGACACAUGACGAGGAGAAUGGAAGGGUAGUAAUGGCCCUUAGACAUCGCACUCGACCCUUCUGGGCUGUUCAGUAUCAUCCUGAAUCAGUUCUCACGCGGGGUGGGGGUAUUGAAGUUAUGUUAAACUUCUGGCGUUUAGCGCGAACUUGGAGUUCUUCUCGUGGGCGAGUCACACGCCCAUGGGAUCAGAAAGCAGAUGCAAUCUUUGGCGUUCCGUGGCCAUACGUUCGCUCAUUGCCAAGCAUCUCUCCUAUCAACGCGCCACUACCCGCUUUCUACGAUAAAAUUGGGUAUCCCAGGCUUGUCUUGGGCGUCGACGACGACUCGUCUCCCUUCGUUAUGCUGGAAUCUGCUGCACAUCCAGGCCAGUUUACUAUCAUCGGCUGUUUGACUUCAACGUCUCUCCGAAUCACAUACACCAUUGGAGAUAGUUUCGUUCAUUUGGCAAAUGGGGAGUCGUGCGAUCAAAUAUAUCUGGGAUCUCACGACGUGUGGUCCUGGCUUACUUCUUUUAUGAGCAAGCGGAAGGUCACUGGCGGUUCAUCAGAAAUACCAUUCUGGGGUGGCCUCAUUGGCUACCUGAGCUACGAACUCGGCACUGAUUCUCUCAGAGUAUCAGCCGACGGGACAUGUAGCCAGACACGACAUCCUGAUGUCAACCUUGUGUUCACUGACGACGAAUGGCUGACAGAAAUGGCCGAACAGCUUCAUUCUGUCGCCCGUAAUUAUUCAACAUAUUCUUCAUAUAAUACCACGCCUUAUUCAACCAAGGCGCGACCAAAUACGUCUACUGUCAAUUUACCAGACCGGGACCUCUAUAGAUCCCGGAUUAAUCUUGCGAAGGAGUAUCUCUUUGUCGGAGAAUCCUACGAGCUGUGUCUUACAGCUAAUACUCGCAUCACUUUGAACGACCCGCUGGCACCCAAGGCUUCAUCAACAUACUCCCCAUCCUGGCAGCGUUAUAAACAUCUUCACGAGCUCAACCCCGCCCCUCACGCUGCGUAUCUUCGGUUGCAUCCAUCGACCUUACUGGCCUCAUCACCAGAGCGGUUUCUCUCUUAUACUCGUCCACCUGGAACCACGUAUAAGCUAUGUCCCGUCAAAGGCACCAUACGGAAGGGCCCUCGUAUCACCCGUGCUGUUGCUGAGCAAGCGCUCAGAGGCAGCCAGAAAGAGGUUGCCGAAAACCUCAUGAUUGUCGAUCUUAUUCGGCAUGAUAUGCAUGGAGCUGUUGGAGAGAAUGUGGAAGUUAAACAGUUCUGCACUGUGGAGGAGUGCAAGACAGUGUGGCAGCUUGUUAGCGUCAUCGAAGGCCAGUCGGCAGACGGUGCCGACGAAACUGCCAGCCACUAUGCUAAUGGCGCACUGGGGUGGGAGGUUCUCAGACGCAGCUUACCCCCGGGUAGCAUGACUGGAGCCCCGAAGAAGCGCAGUGUUCAGAUCCUCCAAACACUGGAAGAUGAGGAGCGCAAUGUUUAUUCCGGUGUCUUCGGUUACUGGUGCGCUGGAGGUGGUGGUGACUGGUCUGUUACCAUUCGAAGUUGCUUCAAAUACGAUGACCGAUAUGAAUGCGAUGCUCAUUCGUGGACGAAAUUCAACAAUCCCGAUUUCUACCCUGGUGUUCACGAGCCAGAGCAAUGGGUGAUUGGUGCUGGAGGGGCCAUCACUGCUCUGUCCGACCCUGAUGCGGAGUGGGAUGAGAUGUUGGCAAAACUUCAGUCGGUCCUCCGCGUUUUUGGCGCGGCUGUUCCUCGCGGGAAUUAGUGGAAAUUUAUUUUAUCUUGACGGAUACCUGCUACAUCGCCGGUCUGCAUUGUCUUACACACUAAUUACUGAAUUCAACUUCACCGCAUUUUUUC